GACGGUCUCAACGCCCCCCUUUGAAACCAAAACACACACACACACACACACACACACACAAAGAAACAGCUUUCUUUUUGCAGAUAGAAAGGGAAGAAAUUACCCAAAAAAACAAAAUUUAUGGCUACACUCUCUUAUUCCUCCUAUCUCCGUCUUCUUCUUCUCUAUUAAUUAGAAAACUAACUGUUGAAAUUUUUUUAUUAAAAGUACAUAAUUGCUGUUGAAGGGAGGGGAAAUGGAGUUUGAGGAUCAAGAAGAGCAGGAAGAAGAGAUGGGUUUGACACCGAGUUAUGACUCGCUGGGAAACUCGUCUAGACUCAAAAUGUCAGGUGUUGAACCUGGUUCAGUAACUCCAACGGGUCAGCAGCAGCAGAGGAAGCCUAGGUAUAGGGAGUGUUUGAAGAACCAUGCGGUGGGGAUCGGCGGUCACGCUCUCGACGGUUGCGGUGAGUUCAUGCCGGCUGGAACUGAAGGCACCCUCGACGCUCUCAAAUGCGCGGCUUGUAACUGCCACCGUAACUUCCACCGCAAGGAAUCUGAGCUUGGCUCCCCAAACUCCAUCCACACCACGGACCUCUACUUCCAUCACCACCACCACCACCAGCCACCGCAAUUUGCGCCUUACUUCAGAGCACCAACAGGGUACCUCCACGUUGCCGGACAACAAAGGCCAUUAGCUUUACCAUCAACCUCAGGAGGAGGAGGACACAGCAGAGAAGAUCAAGAGGAUGCUUCGAAUCAAGGAAGCUCAAGGAAAAGGUUUAGAACAAAGUUUACGCAGGAACAAAAGGAGAAGAUGCUGAGUUUGGCUGAGAGACUAGGGUGGCGGAUUCAGAAACAUGAUGAAGAGAUUGUUCAACAGUUCUGCAACGAAACUGGGGUCAAAAGGCAUGUUUUGAAAGUUUGGAUGCAUAAUAACAAGCACACUCUUGCAUUGAAGCAAAGUGGAGACAUGCAAUGCAAUGCAAUGCAAGAGGCAUGAUGAAAAUGGAAGAGCAUUGAGACAAAAGAAGGAAGAACCGGUGAAGCAUGAUCUCCCUUUGGAGACCGGGAUUUUAUAUAUAUAUAAACAUAAGAUUACUUAAUUUCCUCUACGUGUGUGUCUCUGCAUUUUUUUCAAGUUAAUGUUCUUUUUCUAUCAGUCUUUAUUUCAUCAAAUCCUGAAUGGGAGCCGUGGAGCUUGUUGUUUGAGGUAUCAUGGAUGGCGUCAUGGCAUUUAAUGUAUGCGGUUCUUUUCUUGCUUGCUUUUUUCAACAUUGAUUCUCCUUCUUCCAUUCAAUGUAGAUACCCUCUAAGCCUUUUUUUUUUCUUUUCUUUUUCUUCACAGCACUUUGCCUUCGUUGUUGCACUUCUUCUUCUUCUUUUUCUUCUUUUUCUUCUUCUUCUUCUUCUUCUUCUUCGGUCUUCACUUUCUUUUUCUGCUGUUUCUUUUUUCCCUAAGGCAUGGGUACAGUUUGCCUUUAAUGUUGAAGCAAACAAUGGUUUAUAAUCAUGGGGCCUCCUUUUGUU
Molecule: messenger RNA, 1509 nt
Organism: Gossypium raimondii (Peruvian cotton)
Lineage: Eukaryota; Viridiplantae; Streptophyta; Magnoliopsida; Malvales; Malvaceae
Product: zinc-finger homeodomain protein 2
Exons: 2
Coding region: 236-982 (248 amino acids)
Biological process (GO): regulation of DNA-templated transcription; regulation of developmental process
Cellular component (GO): nucleus
Molecular function (GO): DNA-binding transcription factor activity; transcription cis-regulatory region binding
Source: RefSeq, a predicted model, not a curated record